AUGUCAGCUGAUUCGGAGACAACUGUUGACACCUUUGCCACCUCGGGCAUCAGUGACCUCCCACGUGUUCGGAACCUCGCUCCGCCAAGCCCAGCUACCACAGCACCGACCGAACUCCCUACGAAAAUACGGCCUGUUCCAACGCGAACCAGCAAGCCACCGGGAAAGGAAAUAGUUCUGUGCACUGUCACGCACAGAGUGCAGUUCGAUCACCAGUUCCCGCCGGAUGGCCUGUGCACGCUGGUGUUCUACACGGAAGCCAGUUUCGACUGGGACGCCUUAGACUUCUACGGCGCCUACGACGCGCUCAGCUUCGAUGCCUUUCGCAAGAAGGCCAGGUCAUCGAGCCCACGAAGCAAGACCGGAUACGGCGUCUCUUUCGACUACAUGAACGCAGCCUCUGUACGCUUGGCGCUUGAAAACCUCGUCGGCCAGAACAAGUUCUCCAACCUUUGGAGAGAUAACCUGUACCACUAUGGCGUGCUUCAUGUCUGGGACACGUCCAGAGGAAUAAUAGACGCUGGUGACAAGCUGAAGGUCAUCUCUGAAGUUAAGAAACGCCAGGAUGUUUUGGGCCGCGACAAAAACGGACAGCUCGCGAUGGGAUUCCAGUUUAGGUAUCAAGCCGAUCUUACAGCUCUGAACGACGUCAUAAAACGUGUACAAGCUAAUUACCCGAUCACUAUUCUGGUAAAAGUGACGCAUAUGUUCCAAACAUAUUCCUUCCCAACCUCCAACGGGCCAUCCACGUGGAAUGCCGACAGCCCCUACAAAAUGAGCCUAAUUGCAAGCGUACUGAACAAAACGCUUAUUAGCAUCGAUGUGACGUUUAUGGUUUCGUUCACAAUGGCGGUGACCCUCUGGCAAACCAUGCAACCAUGGACCAUUGAUACCCCUUACUGGCGCACUAAUACGACCACACCUGUCGAGUACGCUCAGCGCAAUGCCAAAGCCACUACGCCACCAUGGCGGUUGGUCACGGGAUAUGUGGCACUGUGGAUGUGCCUCUCUUGA
Dermacentor silvarum is the source of this 1014-nucleotide messenger RNA. RefSeq lists its product as uncharacterized. The record is from RefSeq and is a predicted model, not a curated record. The coding region runs from base 1 to 1014 and encodes 337 amino acids. The transcript has 8 exons. NCBI's taxonomy places the organism in Eukaryota, Metazoa, Arthropoda, Arachnida, Ixodida, Ixodidae.